GUAGUUCCUGGCCUUACCCCCGCAGAAUGUCACGCAUGCGCGACUCAGAGCUAACCCGAGAAGUUCGUAGCCUUUGUCAGGCCUGGGAUGGGAGGUCCCACGUGAUCUGAGCGGUGCUCUCCACAGAGCCCAAGAGGGAAGAAGUCCUUCGAGGCUCCAUGGACUGCUGACUGCGUGAACCAGAGAAAAGCGGGACCUUGGGGGCAUGGAAGAGGUGGUGAUCAUGGAGACGGGUUUGGCUGAAGUGCCCCAGAAAAGAGCUCUGUCUUCCCAGGAUUCUCUUUCCCAAGAGAAAAGUGCUGAAGGAGACGUGGCUGCUCUGAGACUCACAGCCAGAUCCCAGUAUAUUUGUGUCUUAGGAAACCGUGACAUUCAAGGAUGUGGCCAUGGACUUUACACCAGAGGAAUGGGGGAAACUGGAUCCUGCACACAGGCGGGUGAUGCUGGAGAACUACAGGAACCUGGUCUCACUCUGGCUUCCCAUUUCCAAACCUGAUACCUAUAAUUCAGAAGAUGGGAAAAAACGGUUGAAGCUUGAAAAGUCUCGCAAGUGCAGUGACUCAGACGUGGAAACCAGACCUGAGAACAAGGAGUCAACUUCAGUGCUAAACUUUUCCAAAGAAGAGUCAGACAGACUGACACAAAACACUGCUUCUGACUCCGACGUGGAAAGUGCUCUUGAAUGUGAGCCAUGGUUAAAGCAUCAGCAAGGAAAUGUGGAGAAGCACCCAAGGCAAAUGGCCGCUCACAGAAACUCCCUCCCUGUGGGAGAAGAUAGGGAACAUGAUGUCUAUUGGAAAAGCUUCAGUCAGAAACCUCUCCUUAUGCCUGAUGAUGGAGACCCCAAAGGAUCCUGUGACUUUCAUAUGCUUGGGAAAAGACUGAAGCAGAAAUCAAAGUUAAUGAAAAAGCAGAGACCUUAUAAAGAGAAAAAACCUCAUAAAUGUGAUGAGUGCGGUGAACUCUUCACGUAUCGUUCAGUACUUAUCCGACACCAGAGAGUUCACACUGGAGAGAAGCCCUAUAUCUGCAGUGAGUGUGGGAAGUCCUUUAGCCACAGAGCCAAUCUAACUAAACACCAGAGAACCCACACUAGAAUUCUCUUCGAGUGUGGCGAGUGCAAGAAAACCUUCAUAGAAAGUUCAUCCCUUGCAGUACAUCAGAGAAUUCACAUUGGGGAGAGACCUUAUGAAUGCGGUGAGUGUGGGAAAGGCUUUAACCGAAGUACUCACCUUGCCCAGCAUCAGCUGAUUCAUACCGGGGUGAAGCCUUAUGAGUGUAACGAAUGUGACAAAGCUUUCAUUCAUUCAUCAGCUCUCAUUAAGCAUCAAAGAACUCAUACUGGAGAGAAGCCCUAUAAAUGUCAAGAAUGUGGGAAAGCCUUUAGCCACUGCUCAUCUCUUACAAAGCACCAGAGAGUUCACACGGGAGAAAGGCCAUAUGAGUGUAGCGAGUGUGGGAAGACCUUUAGUCAGAGCACACACCUCGUUCAGCACCAGAGAAUUCACACUGGAGAAAAGCCCUACGAAUGUAAAGAAUGUGGGAAAACAUUUAGCCGGAGCUCAAAUUUUGCAAAGCAUCAAAGAAUUCACAUUGGCAAGAAACCCUAUAAGUGUGGGGAAUGUGGGAAAGCCUUCAUUCAUUCAUCAGCCCUUAUUCAACACCAGAGAACUCACACGGGAGAGAAGCCUUUUAGAUGUAAUGAGUGUGGGAAAAGCUUCAAGUGCAGCUCAUCCCUCAUCCGACAUCAAAGAACCCACACUGAAGAGCAAUCCUGAAAAUGUACUGAGUGUUACAUGAAGGUUGGCUUUGUCACUGUGUCUAAUAUUUGAAUGUUGAAAUAGAGGACCAUAGUGUGACCCUGG
Mastomys coucha (southern multimammate mouse) is the source of this 1865-nucleotide messenger RNA. RefSeq names its product zinc finger protein 286A (gene Znf286a). Bases 387 to 1778 code for a protein of 463 amino acids. NCBI's taxonomy places the organism in Eukaryota, Metazoa, Chordata, Mammalia, Rodentia, Muridae. Gene Ontology annotation, biological process: regulation of transcription by RNA polymerase II. The record is from RefSeq and is a predicted model, not a curated record. Gene Ontology annotation, molecular function: RNA polymerase II cis-regulatory region sequence-specific DNA binding; DNA-binding transcription factor activity. The transcript has 6 exons.